Messenger RNA from Oryctolagus cuniculus (rabbit), 977 nucleotides. Its product is annotated as olfactory receptor 2T2. The record is from RefSeq and is a predicted model, not a curated record. Gene Ontology annotation, molecular function: G protein-coupled receptor activity; olfactory receptor activity. Gene Ontology annotation, cellular component: membrane. Gene Ontology annotation, biological process: G protein-coupled receptor signaling pathway. NCBI's taxonomy places the organism in Eukaryota, Metazoa, Chordata, Mammalia, Lagomorpha, Leporidae.
AUGGAGAUUCUGCACAACUCCACAGACUUCAUCCUCCUGGGUCUCAUCACCCACCCCACGUGCCCUGGCCUCAUCUUUGCAGUCAUCUUCUCCAUCUUUGUGGUGGCUGUCACAGCCAACGUGGCCAUGAUCCUGCUCAUCCACAGGGACCCGCACCUCCACACGCCCAUGUACUUCUUGCUCAGCCAGCUCUCCUUUAUGGACACUGUCUACAUCUGUGUCACUGUCCCCAAGACACUCCAAGACCUGCUGUCCAAGGAAAAGACCAUUUCCUUCCUGGGCUGUGCAUUUCAGAUCUUCUUCUACCUGACCCUUGUUGGAGGUGAAUUCUUCCUGCUGGGCUUCAUGGCCUAUGACAGAUAUGUGGCUGUGUGCAGGCCCUUGCGGUACCCUCUCCUCAUGAACCGCAGGGUUUGCUUAUUCAUGGUGGUGAGCUCCUGGGUAGGCGGAUCCUUGGAUGGAUUCAUGCUAAGUCCUGUCACCAUGAGCUUCCCCUACUGUGGGUCUCGAGAGAUCAACCACUUCUUCUGUGAGAUCCCAGCGGUGCUGAAGCUGUCAUGCACAGACACGUCUCUCUACGAGACCCUGAUGUACGCUUGCUGCGUGCUGAUGCUGCUCAUCCCUUUGUCUGUCAUUUCUGUCUCCUACACACACAUCCUCAUCACGGUCCACAGGAUGAACUCUGCCAAGGGCCGGCACAAAGCCUUCACAACGUGUUCCUCCCAUAUAAUGGUGGUGAUCAUCUUCUAUGGGGCAGCCUUCUACACCAAUGUGCUGCCCCAUUCCUACCACAUGCCAGAGAAAGAUAAGGUUGUGUCUGCAUUCUACACCAUCCUCACCCCCAUGCUGAACCCCCUCAUCUACAGCCUGAGAAACAAGGAUGUGGAAGAGGCUCUUAGGAAAGCCCUGGGGAGGUGUGCUGCCUCCCGGAGAAUCAGAGCAGGGAGAGUGCCCAGGAAAUACUAGGAGUGGGUGAU